This is a messenger RNA of Procambarus clarkii (red swamp crayfish), 1276 nucleotides long. NCBI's taxonomy places the organism in Eukaryota, Metazoa, Arthropoda, Malacostraca, Decapoda, Cambaridae. The record is from RefSeq and is a predicted model, not a curated record.
AUGAGAGCAGUGGUGAGUGGUAAUGGUGACUGUCACAAAAGAGGUAACAAUAGUGGGAGUAACAAUAGUGGGAGUAACAGUAGUGGGAGUAACAAUAGUGGGAGUAACAAUAGUGGGAGUAACAAUAGUGGGAGUAACAAUAGUGGGAGUAACAAUAGUGGGAGUAACAAUAGUGGGAGUAACAAUAGUGGGAGUAACAAUAGUAGGAGUAACAAUAGUAGGAGUAACAAUAGUGGGAGUAACAAUAGUAGGAGUAACUGUAGUGGGAGUAACAAUAGUGGGAGUAACAAUAGUGGGAGUAACAAUAGUGGGAGUAACAAUAGUGGCAAUAGUAGGAGUAACAAUAUUGGGAGUAACAAUAGUGGGAGUAACAAUAGUGGGAGUAACAAUAGUAGGAGUAACAAUAGUGGGAGUAACAAUAGUGGGAGUAACAAUAGUAGGAGUAACAAUAGUGGGAGUAACAAUAGUGGGAGUAACAGUAGGAGUAACAAAAGUGGGAGUAACAAUAGUGGGAGUAACAAUAGUGGGAGUAACAAUAAUGGGAGUAACAAUAGUGGGAGUAACAAUAGUAGGAGUAACAAUAGUAGGAGUAACAAUAGUGGGAGAAACAAUAGUGGGAGUAACAAUAGUAGGAGUAACAAUAGUGGGAGAAACAAUAGUGGGAAUAACAAUAGUGGGAGUAACAAUAGUAGGAGUAACAAUAGUGGGAGUAACAAUAGUGGGAGUAACAAUAGUGGGAGUAACAAUAGUAGGAGUAACAAUAGUGGGAGUAACAAUAGUAGGAGUAACAAUAUUGGGAGUAACAAUAGUAGGAGUAACAAUAGUGGGAGUAACAGUAGGAGUAACAAAAGUGGGACUAACAAUAGUGGGAGUAACAAUAGUGGGAGUAACAAUAGUGGCAGUAAAAAUAGUGGGAGUAACAAUAGCGGGAGUAACAAUAGUGGUAGUAACAAUAGUGGAAGUAAUAAUAGUAGGAGUAACAAUAGUGGGAGAAACAAUAGUGGGAGAAACAAUAGUGGGAGAAACAAUAGUGAGAGUAACAAUAGUAGGAGUAACAAUAGUGGGAAUAACAAUAGUGGGAGUAACAAUAGUGGGAGUAACAAUAUUGGGAGUAACAAUAUUGGGAGUAACAAUAUUGGGAGUAACAAUAGUGGGAGUAACAAUAGUGGGAGUAACAAUAGUGGGAGUAACAAUAGUGGGAGUAACAAUAGUGGGAGUAACAAUAGUGGGAGUAACAAUAGUGGGAGUAACAAUAGUGGGAGUAACAAUAUUAGGA